Messenger RNA from Paramacrobiotus metropolitanus, 1866 nucleotides. RefSeq names its product nuclear distribution protein nudE-like 1-A. Gene Ontology annotation, cellular component: kinetochore; centrosome; kinesin complex. NCBI's taxonomy places the organism in Eukaryota, Metazoa, Tardigrada, Eutardigrada, Parachela, Macrobiotidae. Gene Ontology annotation, molecular function: microtubule binding. The coding region runs from base 402 to 1280 and encodes 292 amino acids. Gene Ontology annotation, biological process: centrosome localization; chromosome segregation; mitotic centrosome separation. The transcript is spliced from 8 exons. The record is from RefSeq and is a predicted model, not a curated record.
GCAUAGAGACUGGACAACAAAAGACUUUGUGCAAUGUGCAUGUCGGAAAGGGCAUGCGUAAGGUCUUGUUAGGAACUGAGUACAGAAACUUAUUGCAUUUGCCGCUAGUUCUGCAACCACGGCGGUAACUUCGUUGCACGAAGUUGUAGCGGUAAACCAUUCAUUACCACGGGAUUACCACGGUGUAGUAAAGUUUAUAUUUAUAACGAUAUGGUCGCGCGAUCGAUGACUGCCCAGUGAAGGUGUGACGUUUGCACGCAGUCCUGCCGUCAAACAUCUCUGAUUCAACGAAAUCCUACGAAUCUUUUUCCGUUUAAUUUACACUCGAUAUUUUAAUUUAAUAUUCAUUCAUUUCCAACAUUUUUUUAUCCCUUUUAUUGCUCACACCUUCUGUUUUUAUCAUGGAAGAUCUGCUACUUGUGCGGCUGGAUGACCCUUUAACGCGCGCAGACAGUGACCAGUCGGACGCAGACUGGAAAUGUCAAUGCGCUGUUUGGAAAGCCAGAUAUGAAAAUCUUCGAGUGGAGCUGGAUGAGUUUACACUGAGCAGCCGUGAAUUAGAGCAUGAACUUGAGCAGGAGUUAAAUCAAUAUAAACAUUACUCUGAUCAACUGAAAACCGAUACGCAAACCUUGGUGCUUGAAAACCGCAGCCUAAAGGACCAUGAGGAGCGUCACUCCAAGCGGAUAGUCGUAUUAGAAAAUCAGAUUAAAGAAUACGAAAAUCAAAGGCAAUCUUUUUUCCAAUACAGAAGAGAGCUGGAACAGAAGAAUGAUGAUUUAGAAACUGCUAAUCGGAACCUCGCCGCAUCCUUGGCAGACAACGCAAAGCGCAUCGAAGAGCUUAUGGAAGUAAAAGCGGUGUUGGAGAACGAGCUCGAGCACACACUAUCUCAAAAGGAAAUCGAACAAAGACUACGCGAUGAACUCAAGGAUUUACAGGAUGAAUUAGGAGCAAAAGGGAAACCGGGUCAGGAAAUGAGUCACACCGAUCCAUCGUACUGCGGACAACACUGCCAACCUGUCCCUGAUGACUGUCAUAUGGCUAUCAGUAAUCCCGAUUUUGAUAUUAUGCGACUACAAGCACUAGCCCUUGGUCACUUCGAAUUCUGGCCUUCUGUAGCUGUGACAGAAGAUUCGCUCUCGUUCCAUGGCGGCAUAUCCAAUAAGAAGGUCAUUGGCAAUAUUACCGGCUCGAUUAUCCAGAUUAUUAGAAAGAUAACGAACUUGGAAUCCGGGCUGUUGAAUGCUACAUCCAAAUCGCACGUGGAAACACCUUGACGCCAAGUGUAUCUGAAGUUCACAAGCAGGCCAUGAGCGUAGAAACCGUCAGUAGGAGAAUUCCCAAUAAGUACACGGGCAGAAUGUUUUGAUUCACGGCCAAUGUUUUAAGUAACGGAACUUUUGGAAGUACUGCAGUGAUUAAAGAUGUUGUCCCACAUAAGCAUAAAAAUUGCAGUGGCUUUCCAUAAUUGUGGCUUUCCAGUUUUCUUUUGGAUAUAACUGGAUUAUUGAUAAGUUUGUUUAUUGAUAAGUCACGGUGUACUUUUAACACUCCACUGAAACUAGAACUGCCCAUUAUUAGCCGUUUCCAAUAUGUACUGACAUGUAAGUGUUCUGUUUCUAUAAUAUUCUAUAAUUCUGGUAGCAUAGGCCGUUUGGCGCCCGUGUCCCAUUUGGUAAUUCAUUAUUCAAUAUUUCAUUAGUUCAAUAUAUUUGAACAAAUGUUUGAAAUUUCUAUAGUUUUGCUGAAAUGUGAAACUUGAAGCAGAAGUUUUCUAGCCAUACUUGGUACUGGUAAAAUUGGGAAACUGUGGUAUGGCCAAAACUAUGCCGUUGUCCGACUAUAAUGUAACAACAAUAUCCG